Molecule: messenger RNA, 1383 nt
Organism: Ostreobium quekettii
Lineage: Eukaryota; Viridiplantae; Chlorophyta; Ulvophyceae; Bryopsidales; Ostreobiaceae
Source: the annotation of a GenBank genome assembly
AUGCCCCACCGGGCGUUGGCGGCCCUUGGCCGGGCCCUGGACCCCCAACUGGGCGCGGCGCACCUCUGCCCGGCGGACAGGGACGCCAUCGCCGCGCCGCCCUGCUGCCACGACUGCCGAUACUCCGUGAGAGCGCACAAGGCGCUGAGGUCGCCCCCGCUCAGCCCGGCCUUCCCCGCCCUGCCCUCCCCCUCCCGCCCGGGAUCCUCCUGCAUUUGCCGGGGCCUCUUCGGCAGAUCAAGCCUGCCCGUCCAGCGCGACCCCUUGGCCGAGGUCCUGGCCAUCCGCGCGGACGUGGAGAGGCAGAUCUCCGGCCUGCAGGCGGAGCUGCGGCCACUGAUACGCAACCUGGAGGCCGAGGUAGCCAGCGCCGCCCUGGCCAACCUUGUGGACCAGAAGAACAAAAUUGUGGACAAGUUCGAGGCCACAAAGGCCAGCUUGGUGGCCCUGGAGAGCGCCGUGGCCGGCGUGGGGCUCUCCGGGGGGCGCAGGGUGAACAGGGAGCUUAGGGCGGUGGACGCCACGCUGGGAGACCUCGUCAAGCGGGCGUCCAAAAUCAGGGAGGACCUGGCGUCCCUGACGCUGAGGAUUAGGAGUGAGCUCUCUCCCGAGGUGGCUGCCCUCCUGGAGGCCGCGCAGAAGCUAAGGAGCGACGCCCUGAAUGGCCAGGGCGCCAUCUCCGAGGCGUCAGAUGGGAGGCAGGUGUUGGAGCUGUGCGCAGCGCUGGUGGAGAAGAUCGAGAAGGGCGGCGAUCCCGGCAGGGAGGUCAGCCACGCGGUGCAGUGCAUCGAGGGCCUGUCCCCGUCUGAGCAGCCGGGGGCGGCGGAGCAGGUGGCGGGGCUGGACGCCCAGGCCACCAAAGUGGUGGAGGCCUAUGCAGCCGCAUUUGUGGGCGCUGCUGAGGCUGAUGGGCGGUCAGUGGAGGAGGUUCUGAAGGGCCUCAAGGACAGCUUCCCUUGGACACCCAGUCGCAGGCUUGGUGUGCUGGGCGGUGGGGGCGGCAGAGGCGGUGGUGGCGGGGGCUACGGGGGGUACGGAGGCCCUGGGGAUGGUUAUGGCGAUGGCGAGCGAGUUGGGGCGCUGUGGCCAGGAUUGUUGGUCGCCAUUGUGCUGUACAUCGUGGCGCUGCCUGCCAGCCUGAGGGCACAUGAGGCCAUCAUGAGCAACUACGAGAUGUGGACCAGCAGGGGAGACAGACGGCUGCCCACUGACAGCUUCUUUGAGUAUUUGAUGCCUUUUGAAGAGUCCAUCGUCUUUGACCCGGUGCCUUCCAGUGGCGAGGGGCAGGGUGGGAACGAUCGCGCGAACGGGGGCUACAAGGUGUCUGGGGGCAUGUUCGCCCUCUCUGUCCUCCUAUCCAAGGCAGUUGCAGCCCGGUAUUAG